GUCUGAGCCCGCCCCAGGGUCCGCCAAGGUGCGUCUCCAGGCAGCUGGGGUCGCCUGGGGCAGAGUGAACAAGGCCGCGCCACCUGCCCUGCUGGCUGCUGCUUUUUAUUUACUAGCAAACACUGUUACCCCGCGGGAGAGUCGGGGAGCGCGCGGGCACACACACACACACACUCACUGACAAACGCGCGCGCGCGCGCACACACACACACACACACACACACACACACGGACAUACAUGCUAGCGAUCUUGUCUUCACAACCGCAUCCCCAAACCGACAGUGCGAAGCUUACUGCGGUUUCUGUUAACCUCAGCAUCGUGGGGAGAAGCAGAACCGUUGUGCAUCAGGGAGCGCCCGGUGCCUGCGCUGCCGCCUCGGGUACAUACAUAACCCAGCAGACCGCUCACCCCAUCGGCUGGAAUGCUUUCAAACUGCUAAGGCUGAGAUCCUGAGGAACCCAGCUGGAGAAUGCCGUCUGAACGCUGCCUGAGUAUUCAAGAAAUGCUGACAGGCCAGAGGCUCUGCCACUCGGAAUCUCACAAUGAUAGUGUCUUGGCAGCGCUGAAUCAGCAGAGAAGUGACGGCAUCCUCUGUGACAUCACCCUGAUCGCCGAGGAACAGAAAUUCCAUGCUCACAAGGCAGUCCUGGCAGCAUGCAGCGACUAUUUCCGGGCAAUGUUCAGUCUCUGUAUGGUGGAAAGUGGAGCAGACGAGGUGAAUUUACAUGGCGUGACCAGCCUUGGCUUGAAGCAGGCCCUGGAGUUUGCAUACACGGGCCAGAUUUUGUUGGAGCCAGGUGUGAUCCAGGAUGUGCUAGCUGCUGGCAGUCACCUACAGCUGUUGGAGCUUCUCAAUUUAUGUUCCCACUAUCUCAUCCAGGAAUUAAAUAGCUUUAAUUACUUGGAUCUGUACAGACUUGCUGACCUCUUUAACCUCACUUUGCUGGAGAAGGCAGUGAUCGAUUUCUUAGUGAAACAUCUCUCUGAGCUCCUGAAGAGUCGCCCAGAAGACGUUCUAACGCUUCCUUAUUGUCUGCUCCAGGAGGUUCUGAAGAGCGACCGCCUGACCUCCCUGAGUGAAGAGCAGAUCUGGCAGCUAGCCGUGAGGUGGUUGGAACACAACUGCCAUUACCAGUACAUGGAUGAGCUCCUGCAGUAUAUCCGCUUCGGCCUGAUGGAUGUGGAUACUCUGCAUACAGUUGCCCUGUCCCACCCCCUCGUCCAGGCAAGUGAAACUGCAACCGCUCUUGUCAAUGAGGCCCUGGAAUACCACCAGAGCAUCUAUGCGCAGCCCGUUUGGCAAACUCGCAGGACCAAACCGCGGUUCCAGUCAGACACUCUGUAUAUCAUUGGCGGGAAAAAGCGUGAGGUCUGUAAAGUCAAGGAACUUCGGUACUUCAAUCCCGUUGACCAGGAGAAUGCUCUCAUAGCUGCCAUUGCCAACUGGAGUGAGCUGGCUCCCAUGCCCGUGGGAAGGAGCCACCAUUGUGUGGCAGUCAUGGGGGACUUUCUGUUUGUAGCGGGCGGAGAAGUUGAGCAUGCUAGUGGCCGGACGUGUGCCGUGAGGACUGCCUGUCGCUAUGACCCCCGUAGUAAUUCCUGGGCCGAGAUAGCACCCAUGAAAAACUGCCGGGAGCAUUUUGUGCUGGGUGCCAUGGAUGAAUACCUCUAUGCGGUUGGGGGUAGAAAUGAACUGCGCCAGGUUCUGCCUACAGUUGAGCGAUAUUGCCCCAAGAAGAACAAAUGGACUUUUGUGCAGUCCUUUGACCGAUCCCUUUCAUGUCAUGCUGGAUAUGUGGCUGAUGGUCUUCUUUGGAUAUCAGGUGGAGUAACUAACACAGCACAAUAUCAGAACAGACUAAUGGUAUAUGAACCUAACCAGAAUAAAUGGAUAAGCCGCAGUCCCAUGCUGCAGAGAAGGGUCUACCAUUCCAUGGCUGCUGUUCAAAGAAAGCUUUAUGUUCUUGGAGGGAACGACUUGGACUACAAUAACGACCGGAUCCUUGUGCGCCAUAUAGAUUCUUAUAACAUAGACACAGACCAGUGGACGCGUUGUAAUUUCAGCCUGUUGACUGGCCAAAAUGAAUCUGGAGUUGCUGUCCAUAAUGAGAGAAUAUAUUUAGUUGGUGGAUAUUCGAUUUGGACAAAUGAGCCUCUGGCUUGUAUCCAGGUAGUGGAUGUAAGUAGAGAAGGCAAAGAAGAAGUAUUCUAUGGGCCUACACUCCCUUUUGCUUCCAAUGGAAUAGCUGCAUGCUUCCUUCCAGCUCCCUAUUUCACAUGCCCUAACCUUCAGACUCUUCAAGUGCCUCAUCACAGAAUCGGGACCAUCUGAAAGGCAAUACUUUGUUAAUAACUAUCAUGAACAGAAGGGAAAGAAAAGCUUCACUUUUGGAUACUGGGCAUGAAAAGACUCAGUACUAAAUGCUUCCUUGUUGUGUAUGUCUUAUAUUCAGAUAAACAUUAGCAAAAAAAUGAACAGUUUUCUAAAAUACAUUACUGAAAACUCCUGUCACCCUUCUCUUUGUGUGUCAAUAUACAAUAUAUAGGACUUUUACUGUGGUGUAGCUUAGUACCAACUUAAUGGUCCAUAAUUGUUCCAUGGGACUUUAAGAGUCUUGUAUACUUUUUCUAAAUCAGUGCUGUCUAGGAAAACAGGACAAUGUUAGUAAGGAAUUUAUUUCACAAGUACUGUCGUCAAUGGUCUUUUAAAAAAAUAUUCAGUAGUUAAUUCCCUUACUACUUAAACCUGGGUUUGUAAUUUUUCUUUUAAAAAUUUAACAUGCAGCCCCACUCGGUAUAGACUCAGCAUUAUGACAUUAUAAAAUUUUAAAUGCCAUAUUUUAUUGAAGGUAAUACGAAUAAUAGAAGUACACCAGAAGAGCAGUUAGAAUACCCAUAUUUUUUGGCUUGGUUAAUCUGCAGCCUGCUAGGUGCUUACCUUUCAGUACUUGUUUUACCACUAAUUUUUAAGGAGGAUAAUUAUUGAUUUCCAUAUUAAUUCAGAAGAAUUUUGUGAAGAUUAGGCAAAUGCUAAGUACUUAAGAAGAAAAAAGUUAUUCAAAUUACAAGGUAUUUUACUGUGUUUAGAACCUUGUUAACUGAAAGGGGAGGUUAUUUUUGAAAUUAAAUAAUUACUAAAUAGAACUUGAAACACAUACUAUGGGAUAAAUGAUUCUGAAAAGCAUGUGAAAGAUAUGCUAAUUAGGAAAAGGGGAGUUUACCAAAGCCAAAGAUUCCCAAGUCUGUACAAAUUCUUGCUUCAAAUAAUAAUUUAAACCUCUCAUUUAAACUCAUUUAGUGAAAAAUGACAUUUAAGCUCAAGAAAAAUUAGUGGUACUAAUUUUGGCAACAUAAAGUGCUCUGACAUAAAUCUGAACCUAGACUUGGUAAUUCUAAUAAAAGUUUUUUCCACUUUGUUAAAGGUUAUGUCAAUCUUGAGCACUUGUGGGAUUCUUUUCCACCACCGAUACAUUAUUUUAUUACUACAAACUUUUAAUAAUGCAUAAGAAUUCUUAUUUAGGUGAGGUUUUUGGAUUUGCUUUGUCUAUAACAAAAAAUAUAUAUAAAAUAAAAAUCAAUCACAUUUGAACAUAAAUUCAGGAAGUAUAACAUGAGUUUUUCCCUUUUCUGAAUCUUGUUAGAAUCUAAGUCACCUUUACUAAAAGGGAGACUAUACACUUUUUUUCCUUCAGCAUAGUUUAAUUAUUCAGCAAUCUUUAUCUUAUAGGAAACUGUCAUUUUAUUCAUGGAACCACUUUCAGUAAUCAGAAGUGAAUAAAAAC
This is a messenger RNA of Odobenus rosmarus divergens (Pacific walrus), 3783 nucleotides long. It is a transcript of the gene KLHL32, whose product is annotated as kelch-like family member 32. Lineage: Eukaryota; Metazoa; Chordata; Mammalia; Carnivora; Odobenidae. Gene Ontology annotation, molecular function: protein binding. The transcript is spliced from 11 exons. The record is from RefSeq and is a predicted model, not a curated record. Bases 471 to 2333 code for a protein of 620 amino acids.